Messenger RNA from Pseudomyrmex gracilis, 2270 nucleotides. Its product is annotated as putative sodium-dependent multivitamin transporter. The record is from RefSeq and is a predicted model, not a curated record. Gene Ontology annotation, biological process: sodium ion transport; transmembrane transport. The transcript has 8 exons. Lineage: Eukaryota; Metazoa; Arthropoda; Insecta; Hymenoptera; Formicidae. Gene Ontology annotation, cellular component: membrane. Gene Ontology annotation, molecular function: symporter activity. Bases 151 to 1902 code for a protein of 583 amino acids.
ACACACACACACACACACACACACACACACACAUCUUCAAGGGGAUACUCCACAAUCAGCUGAUCGAUCAUUUAACGAUCGUACGCCAAGUUUAUAGCGUACAAGUGUUGUCAGUAAUGUGAGAGGAAUAAAUUUUACGACAAACACAUCAUGGCCACAUUAGUUGCGGCAGAUUACGCGGUUAUUGGUGUAUUAAUGUUGAUCAGUUCCGGCGUCGGUCUGUACUAUUCGUUCACUAGUGGCCGGCAGAAAUCGACCGAGGAAUAUUUCAUGGCGAACAAAUCGAUGCGAAUGAUCCCUGUUGCGAUCGGUCUGAUGGUUUCGUAUUUGUCGGCGGUCAGUCUGCUAGGAGUGAGCUCCGAGAAUUACGUUUACGGCACGCAGUACUCGGUGAUCAACAUCUCUUACGGCAUCGCCACGCCGUUCGCGGCCUACCUUUAUUUACCGGUGUUUUUCAAUCUCGGCGCUACGAGCAGUUUCGAGUAUCUGCAGAGGCGUUUCGGCACGGUCGCCAGAUUAGUAGCCAGUCUCGCCUUUUUGCUCCAGCUGCUUCUCUACACCGGCGUGGUGUUGUACGCGCCCGCUCUCGCCCUAGAAGCCACCACCGAUAUCACGAAGAACGUGAGCGUGAUGCUCAUCGGGUUGGUCUGUACAUUCUACUCGACGAUCGGCGGCAUCAAGGCGGUCCUCGUCACCGACGUGUUUCAGGGUCUGCUGAUGCUGAUCGCGGUCGUCAUGGUUAUCGUCACCGCGGCCGUCGACACCGGCGGCCUCGACGCAAUCUGGCAAAUCGCUCGCAACGGAUCCAGAUUAGAAUUCGAUAACGUCUCUCCGGAUCCGACUGUACGACACACGUGGUGGAGCUUGACAAUCGGCGGUUUCUUCACGUACCUGUCCUUAUACGGCGUUAAUCAGGUGCAGAUUCAGAGAAUGCUGACCGUGAGAAAUCUAAAAUCCGCUCAGCGCGCGUUAUGGUGGAGCUGGCCAAUGGCGUCGUUCAUGUCGCUCACACUGUGUUUCUCCGGACUGGCGAUGUAUGCGAAAUAUCACGAUUGCGAUCCGCUCAAGGAAGGCAGGAUCACUUCGACCGACCAAUUGAUGCCUUUUUACGUGAUGAACACGUUGUCCAGGUAUCCCGGUCUGCCCGGACUCUUCAUAGCCGGGAUUUUCAGCGCCGGACUCAGCACCGUCUCGGCCACGCACAAUUCCCUCGCCGCUGUUAUCCUUGAAGAUUACAUCAGGCCUCUCUGCCGUGUAAGAAAGAAAGAACUGUCCAAGAAGACGUUGAUAGUCAUCGGAAAAAUUUUGACCUUCGCAGUCGGACUGACGUGUGUGGCGGUCGCUUUUCUGGCGCAAUAUCUCGGCGGUUUGUUGCAGGCAGCCCUGACGAUCUUCAAUGUCGUUGGCGGACCUAUGCUGGGCUUGUACACGCUCGGUAUGUUCGUUCCGUCGUGCAAUCAGAAAGGAGCGAUCGCGGGUUUCGUUCUCAGCCUCGUGUUUUCUCUGUGGAUAGGAUUCGGUCAGCCGAAGGCGCCGAUUCCACGUCUGGGAGUCAGGACCGACGGUUGUGGAUUCAACGACACCGUUAUUGAGUAUCACGUAGUAGGCGAUGAAUCGUUAAUUCAUUCGACCUCGCGUUACGAGUAUCAGUCGGAGGAGAACGAGUCCUACUUCUAUCUUUAUCGCAUUUCCUACAUGUGGUACGGUCCGCUGGGAUUUCUUGUUGCGCUGAUCGCGGGAUGGAUCACUAGUUCGGUCGCGAGAUGUAUCGGUAAUGAGAAGGACUCAACAGAACACGAUCCCAGUUUGUUCAGUCCGAUUGUGGCGAAGUUGAUGCAGAAAACACAAAAAGAAGAACUCGAAUUUCGCAAUACGAUAACGUUUAAUAAAGAUAGAUAUUAGAAGCUAUACAGACACCGUCUCUAACGCAGACGAAUAUCUCCAAUUAACAAGUGUGAUAAAGCUGUAUAAUAUAUAAAUUAUACAGAAUUUUCUUAAAAUGUGUGUACAUAUAUAUAAUUACAUAUUUUUUUAUUUAUGUAAAGUAAGCUUAAAUAAAACUUUUUUUUUGCGCAAAAAGCAGAGAGUUCCAGAUUCGACUGGACAAAGUAGUUUUUAUAGAUAGUUUUUGAAAUACUGUUUUUCACAUUUUUUAAUUACAGCGAAUAUUUUGCGUAUUUAUGUUAAAAAUCAAGCAUUCGAUAUCUUCGAAUAAAAAACUUGUGUAUAAUUCAGCGUUAUUCUUAUUCGAAGUCUGAGCUUCUCGUGAG